Molecule: messenger RNA, 637 nt
Organism: Medioppia subpectinata
Lineage: Eukaryota; Metazoa; Arthropoda; Arachnida; Sarcoptiformes; Oppiidae
Source: the annotation of a GenBank genome assembly
CCUAUUAGACUGUAUUUUGGUUAUAAUUUAUUAAUUACUUAUUAAUUAUGAAUGAAAAUAAAUGCUUGUCUCCAUUAUUCAGUAUUCAAUUAAAUAAUUUAACAAUUCAUGUAAUUGUAUGCGUUUUUAUGUAAAUCGAUAAAUAAUGUUAUGAGAAAUAAUGGGUAAUUGUAUUAACGGUAACGCCCGACGCCCUCAGAGAGGACUGCCAUCGAUACCGAGUCGACACUACGAGGCGACAAAUGGUAGCACUUAUUCGUCCACAUAUUCUUCUACGAAAAGUGUAUCGCGAAAGGCAUCCAAUGGUCCGAAACAGAAGAUUGUGAUCGCUUUGUACUCCUAUGAGGGCAGAGAUGAGGGAGAGUUGAGCUUUGAAAAGGGGGACAAACUGGUCAUCAUUGAUGAUAAGGAGCCCGACUGGUGGCUCGCAAAGAGGAUCACUUCGGAUAGAGCCGGUUAUAUACCCAUGAAUUUUGUGGUCAUGAAUAUUAUUGAAACUGAAGAAUGGUUUUUUAGCAAAACAUCGCGAAGAGAGGCGGAAAAGUUACUUCUAUUGGAUGACUACCCGAGGGGUACUUUCCUCGUUAGAGACAGCGAACAGAAAGCAGGUCUUUAUAAACAUAUAAUUUACACGUAA